Cylicocyclus nassatus is the source of this 5033-nucleotide messenger RNA. The record is from the annotation of a GenBank genome assembly. Lineage: Eukaryota; Metazoa; Nematoda; Chromadorea; Rhabditida; Strongylidae.
GCCCAUUAACCUUCGUGACUGAUCCACAUUUGAUGGGCCGCGGGUGUUUUUUGCAGCCGUACAGCCCCGCAAAGGUGUUGAUAGAUCGUUCACUCCUAGCGCGCAACCCUGCGGCGGUAGCGUCGGCACUAGCGCGCGCCCUUUAACACUGGGGCGGUCAGCUGUGUUCUGUGUGUUUGUAUCGUCCGGGUGCGCAGAGGGGCCCAUCACCACCAGCAGCAGCCCCAAUCACUCACCGAGCGAGCGGGUGCUGACUAAUCACACUAUUCGUCGCUACUUUACUCAUCGUCGUUAGAUGCGCAGACGUUAACAUUACGGUUUACGGUCGCGUAGCGUCGUUGCAGGCUAUGAGUAGCUGUUAUGCGAACGAGUCUCCAACAUCUCGUCCCCCUGGAACAUAUUACCCUUUCGAUGCAAUGGAAAUAACGCCAUCAUCGUCGACUUCACAGUCUUCACCCAUACUCGAAGACGUUCCCGCCAUCACGGCUGUUCCCAUACCCAAACCGAGGACAAUUAAACCGGCACCGGCACCAUCAUCGACCCCGCCAACCGUUCAAUGCUCCAAACCAGUACCUCCGAAACGAAAACCACUAGCUUCAUCGUUUGUAAAUGUACGAAAUUCGCCAUGUGAUCGAGAUCCGGUCGAUGUAAUUCUCGACGUGAAUAACAGCCUUUGGAGAAAUAUUCGAAUUGAAGAUAUGGAUGCGGCCGUACUGGUGGAUGCUAAUCCAUCAACACCACAGAAAACGCGGCCAAAUGAGGAGAACGUUCGGCGAAAAGAGAAAUCCGGCUAUGAAAACGACAUCGAGAACGACACUAUAAACGUUCACAUGGAGGAUAUCACUUCGGACGAAUCAAGUUCACAUCCAGCUGCCUACGCCUCUGCUGGCUACGAAUCCGACGGAACGAUUUCGAAUUUUGAUGAAAAUAUGAUGAUAAAGGGUCCGGAAUGGGUCGUACCUCAAGAGUACUCGAGCAGUCCGAUUGUAAAGGAGCUGGCUGAAUCCUGUGAUCAGCGCCCUCGACCUCCGUCACUAUCGAAUUAUGCUGGAACGCUUACAAUGGCUUCGACAUCACUAAGGUCAACGCCACGACCGGAGAAAAAAGUCUCGUUACUCGAACAAAUUGUCCGCAGUCAUCCGAUAUGGUAUUUGCAACAUAUUGGUCGACCAACUGCUACACAUCUAUUGAGAAGAAUGGAACCGGGGAAUUUCAUCGUUCGCGCUUCGUCGAAGCCUGGUUGUAUGGCCAUAUCAGUACGAUUGACUGAUGAGCAUGAUAUGCAUACUGAUCAUUAUAUAGUGGAAUAUGGAGCUAGAGGAAGCAUGAUUCGUCUCGAAAGCAGCCCUUAUUCGUUUCGAUCGUUGCCGCUACUCAUUGAACACUACUGUUUGCAUCCAGAAGAACUACAAGUACGCUUACGACUACCUCACGCAGUAUUGGCAUGUCAUACAACAAAAGAAUUGCAGUCAGUGGCCUUAAUGGGACAAGAUUUCUGGACUAGCGAAGCCGCACUAGCAAGGCCGUUGUCGCGUGCCCCACAAAUGAGCACGCAGUCGACGUCGUUCAUGAAUCUCGACGAAUGUCUACCCAAGGUCAAACCAUCAAUGCAACCCCCUCCAUCUUACGGCGUGACUGUAGAUGUGGUCGGUAAGACGCAUUCGAAAAAACGACCGUCAUCUCGAGGUGUGGAUUUUGCGGGAGUUGUAGCGACCUGUGCAAAUACAGAAGUUCUUGCUGAAAUUAGCGAUAUGCAAAGUGAUACGAGCAAUUCACCACCGAUGAAGCAUGAUCGAACGGACGCUUCGCCAGCCAUUUCUGAUCAUAUUUCGCGAUCGGAACGACGAACUCAAUCUGUUCGUACAAAAAGCGUAAAUCCUCCACCUGUCAGCGGCUCUUCAUCGGCUGGACGCAAAUCUUUCCUCAAAACACUAUUCUUUGGCGGUUCAAACUCAUCACAAAAUCGUCGAACGCCGAUCAACCAACUGGCACAGUGUCAAUAUUUUGUUCCACUCGAAAAGGAACAGAUACGCGGUUCCAAAUCAGCGUUCGAGAUCGGUUCACCGCAACGAAAGCCAAAAGCGAACGAUUGGUUGCGAAAACACGAUCAAGCAAUGACCACUUUCAAGCCCUGCUAUGAUGAAGUCUUGAUGUCGGCUCGAGUCUGUCCACUCCCGAUGCGUCGAGAACGAAGUGACCUUUGUGCAUCGUCGGUCAUGCGCCUAGCAAAGCACACCGAACGUAGUCCAGGUCCCACCUGUACGAUGAGCACGGCGUUAAGAACCACUCAAGAUCCACCGAAGCCGCGUCAACCACUUCGACCACCGGACACGGCACGAGAUCCAAUGCUUAUCAAUAAUUGUAUCGAUGAAUUGCGGAGAAGGAGAUUGCAAUCCACUACAGAAAUGCUAGCUGGGAGCGAUUCGCAUAGUCCUUCAUCUAGUCCACAUGUAUCGAUGAGAAAUCACCACCUGGCGUCAAACCACCGAGAUGAUUUCGAAGCGAACGACUCAAAGAGCCGACACUCUCGACGUGAUCAUCGAAUGUCCGUACCAAAUCUUUCACCAGAACCAUCAAGUGCCGUUGUACAAUCGGCAAAAGCCCUCAGGGAAAAACUUGGCAGAAAUGGAGACGGGGAACUGUCGACAAUAAAUGAAGGAUUGAUAACACCCGUUAUCCGUCGGAAACAAUUCAAUCAACCCACAGCAUUGACUUGUAAUGUGAAUCGAGAAAAUACGUCCGCACAAGGCUCAGGACAUCCUAUACAUACCAUAGGAAACCAAAAAGAUGGGAAUUCGAUAGUCAGUCGUGGACGAGAAGCAUUGGAGGCUCUAUUCGUUCAACAGCAAAAAAAUCCUCCACUUGGGACCGCAGGACUUGGGAGGAGAUUCAACAGUGAACGUGUACGAAGUGGACGGGAAAGCGAACUCGCUUGGCGACGAGCGAAUCACUGUAGCAGCCCCGAGAAGAAGCAGCCUAGUGGUGGUAUCGCUGCGGCGCCAUCGCCAUCAUCGAAACGUGAUUCACGUUUCUUUCCAAAUCAACCGAGUUCAAGCUGGUCGGCUAUAAAUUCUGAGCUAAAGAGCAAGCAAAGAAUUGCGAAGGUACGUCCCACACUCCAGACUCGUCUGGCAGCUAAAAUGACGGCUGAUGGAAUGAAUGGAGGCAGCAUGUCGAAAAACUCCGAAUACGCUCAAUUAAGCGACUUUAGCAGUUUGGAUUCGUGCAAGCCAGAUUUCAAGCAGCGAGACGAAGAUAAUGUGAGCGUAGCUGGGACGGUAUUCAAUGAGCCAUGGGAUUCGAAUGUAUGGGAGAAUUUAUUGGAUUUGGCAAGUCAUGGCGAUGAGGGCAUAGAACCGGGAGUUAGACAAAUGUCUGAAACAAUCCACGAGGAAGAUUCUGAUUCGGAUCGAACUCCGGGAGGUUCUACCCGAAUGCAUGAAUCCGAUGAUGAACUCGAUGAAGAAAUGUGGAUGUCUAUGACAGCAUCAGCUCGAAGAACGUUACCAUCGGAUCGGGUUACAUGCAAAGCCUGGGAAAAUGACGAUGUGGCAAGCAGCUACGGUACCGUGGACAGUUUUCCUGAUCACUCUGUUUCGGGGACGUUACGGAAAGAUCGUGCUCGAACUCCGCCGCAUUCUAUGCAAUCGCUACCAAGAGCGAUCUCCCGAUUUUCACAACAAGUUGGCUCAUUAGACGAUUUACCUCUUUCCCUCCCGGCAUUAUCGCCUAACCUAAACUCAGAACGAAAAACAAGCCAGUCUGACUCCAGUGCUGCACUUCAGAGCUAUGUGGAGAGGCUUGCCGAAGAUGAAAGCACCGUUUUUGGCGCUACACUAAAGCGGUUUAUUGAAUGUACCGUUCAAAGUGAAGAAGCUGAUCCUAGUGUGGUUGUGAGAAAUGUGAGGCAAUUCAUAAAUGGAAUCAAGAAUUAUCUGGUCAAACAUGGUGAAGGCGAUUUACACGCCCUCAUUGACCAAGAGAGUGCGCAUCUCAAUGCAAACCAGAUUCUCAACAUCGACGCUAUAUUGGAAGCUGUACUGCAUAAGUUGUUAUUGAAGCGAGUCAAACCUCAUCUCUACCAUGUGAUGGUCAAGGAAAACUCAAGAGCCGGUGGAUUACAAGCACUUUCUGCGAAUAUUGCCUAUGUGCGAUCGUUAUCGUUGAAUGAUCUGGGAUUUUCUAACGCAGAUCAGCUGUCUACGCCGCCAGCUUCUGUCAUGGAACAAAUCAAAAUUUGUUUACGGAAGAUGCAACAUCAUUAUUCCCCAUUGAAAAAGCUGGAAAACUUGCUUAGAGCCAUUAGCAUCGUGAUGACAUUGCAACCGAAUGACGACAAACGCUCAGAAAAAACUAUGGCGGCUGAUGACCUGGUACGAUGGCUAGUCUACAUUUUGGCCAGAACAUCGACUGUAGGCUGUGAAGUUGAAGCUUGGUAUAUGUGGGAAUUGUUACCGCAACAGAUGAUUACCAAGGGUGAUGCAGCUUACUACUUAACGGCCCUGUUUUGUGCAAUUCACAUUCUGAAGAGCCGAGAUGCCAUAAAGAAACUUGCUGAAAAAGAUGAAGACAUGAUGAGUAGCAUGAUGUCAUCGCCAUCGUCUUCUGCUUCAGAUGCGUUUGUGAAAGUUGCUAUACCAGACGAGGUUGCUGGAUGUAUCAGAUAUGCGACAUUUCCCGGUGUCCCGCAAAUGACUACAGGAAAAUUAUGUCGCGUCAUUGCUCAUCAGCAAGGAAUCACAAAUCCGGAAGAUCAUGGCCUGUAUCUGAUCGUGAACGGCUUCGAGUCAUGCCUGCUACCCCAUGAGUGCCCAGAUGCGAUCCGUGACAAUCUUCGAGGAACCGGCAAACCUCAUCUUUUCGCCUACAAACGUCACGAUGCUAAAAUUGGCUGGCCCCGACAACCUUUUGCCCGUCAACGCGCCAAGGCGAGGAGAGGUCCAGCGGCGGUUGCGACGAACGAGCGCUCGCAUCGCGGAGCCGCCACAAUCGGAGUCAAAUGCCCCAUCGGCUCUGGUCCAUACCUUCGAUAG